Caenorhabditis briggsae is the source of this 402-nucleotide messenger RNA. The transcript is spliced from 4 exons. The coding region runs from base 1 to 402 and encodes 133 amino acids. The record is from RefSeq and is a predicted model, not a curated record. Lineage: Eukaryota; Metazoa; Nematoda; Chromadorea; Rhabditida; Rhabditidae. Gene Ontology annotation, biological process: innate immune response.
AUGAUCGGCCGCCUUCCAGUGUUCGACAAUCCCUAUCCAGUAUAUUCAAGAAGCAUUCAAGUAACUGGGAGUGGAACGAUGAGUCUUCCAGCGUUGUAUCUUCCAAAACCAGAUCAAUAUUGGAUCUGCGUCACUUAUCAGGACCAUUUACCAAUCGACUCGUUGAAAAGUAUCAAUUUACGUUGGACCAAUCCUAGUGACUCUGGAUAUUUUGAAGUCGAUACAAAUGUGGUUGAUGGUAGCGAGGACACUGAAACCUAUGCAAGUGAGUGGAACGAUUUCGGUGCGUCCAAUUACAACAUGACCCUGGAUUAUGAUUAUUUGGGUACGGUUGUGCAGAAUCUCCAGAUUCGGAUCUACAGUAAAACACCGCUCAACAACUGGCUACCAUACAUUGAUUGA